Molecule: messenger RNA, 2416 nt
Organism: Porites evermanni
Lineage: Eukaryota; Metazoa; Cnidaria; Anthozoa; Scleractinia; Poritidae
Source: the annotation of a GenBank genome assembly
GUUCCCUCUUUGUGUCUUUCAGGGACAUUUUCAUUGCUGUCUCCCGUGGAAAAAUUGUAUCAACUCUAUGAUGGAGUGGAGACGUUUGUUCUGUUCAUUGGUUAUCCUCGCAGUAGUCACAGUUUAGUUGGCGCCAUAUUAGAUGCUCAUCCUGAAAUCAUCAUUCCUCACGAGUUCAACCUUCUGGGUCACUGGGAAUCUUUACAGUCGCAAACGGCUUCAAAGAAACAUAUGCAAAAAUAUUCUCUGUUUUUAAAGCUUCAGCAGCUUUCCAUGAGACAAGCAGUGUUUGGAAUCCGCGCGAAUAAAAACAAUACUCUGCUGACUGGUGAUUACACGUACACAUAUAAUGUCCCUGGACUUUGGCAAGGGGGGUAUCAGCAUAGAAUAAAGGUAUCAAAGCAUUUUUUUUUAAUUUGAUAAAUUUUAACAAUUUCUCACACUUUAAACAACAACACCAAAAAAAUACUAAACCAAUUUACACUCUCCUGACUCUUUGGACAAGUUAAUGGCAAGGGUGACCUUGCGUCUCUCUGAGGACCACACGGGUUUGAUUGGGAAAACAAUUAACAAGCAAAGUUAACAUUGCCACCUAGCCCGAAAACAAAAGCAGCUGCUUUAAAGAGAUGCAAAGCUACUGAAUGGUAGAGGACCGGUAUUACGAAAUUUAGCUAAAUUUUCCCUUUAGGGGGUCCACUAAACUGGGACGAAGCAUAGAAAAAAAAAAAAACAGAAGAAACAUUGAAAGACGGAUUAAAUAUCACAGCAAAUACAAAACAAAUACGGAUGGACAUAAUUAAAACGGAUUUUUAAUUAGCGCUUACAAAAUUUUUCAGCUUAAGAGUUAGGUUUCAAAGUUUACCUUUGUUCCGUGUAACUUCAACCAUAACGCUUGGGAGACAGAUCUGUCUGUUUACAACUAGCAAUACUCAACAGAAUGGGCGAGACUGCCGUGACAAAGCCACCCCCAUCCCCCAUAUUACGCCCCUUUUAAGCUAUCAGUCAGUUUUCUUCCACGCAAAGAUUUAAGAAAAAACGUGAUUUCAACCUAACGGAUAAUUUGAAAUAUUUAUGCUUUGUACCCUGGCCUUGGAGUGAAGGCGAGGCUACCGAUGACAUAGUUAUCCGAAAAACCUACAACGUUUCACAUCAUGAUAUCAUCCUACCCAUUCUUAACCUGAGCUGGCAAAAUCAGAAGAAAACGAUUCAAUAUGUUUAUCCAUGAAGUAGUUGUAUAGGACACGUGAGUUGGGAGACAUGGUUCAGCUUAACACCGCCUAUCUGCUUGGUGUUGACUUAGCCUAGUCACUAGGCAUUUUCUCUUUCCCCGUUGUCCGCGCGAAGUCUAGGAAAGGGUGGGUGACAAUCGCUCUCGGUGACGUCACAUGCCCAGAGAGUAGGCUGGUGUUGACAGAUGAACAAGACGAUAAGGGCUCUAGUAAAUUCUGAUCCUUUCUAACAUUUAUUUUGGCAAGGUUAUUGGAGACAAGAAAGGAGGUGAAAGUUCCAUGAUUUUAGCCAAUCCAGACAGAAUGAAAACUCUUGAGGAAAUAGCCGAAGUAGUUCAAGUACCAAUGAAAUUCAUCCACGUCACAAGGAACCCAUUUGAUAACAUAGCAACAAUGACUCUUCGUGCUUCAGGCCGUCGUGAUGCAGUGAGAGAAGGCGAUACAAAGGUGAGAUAAGGUUACAAGGGAGGAAAACUACUUUGGAUACCCGUCAGAUAUUUAACAAUUUUUGUAGAAGGCUGUUAUCUGCAAAAGGUGGUAUUUUCUUUUUGAAGCAGUAAAUCGUCUAUCUCGCCUUUUUCAAACGAGCGAAAUCUUCUACCAUUUUCUCAAGUUCCACUGUCACUCACGACGUCAUAGACCAGCUGGUUCUAAAUAAAUGUAAAGGUGCAUUAAAUCGGAUAAUGCCCUGACUUUUAACUCUUCUUAAAAUUAAUAAUAACCUCGCGAUACGCACGCGGUCAUUAUUUUCAAGAAGGCCUCGGAGCUUACGCAUUAUCCUAUACUUAAUAAUAACUCUGGUUGUUGAGAGUGCGAAAGAUAAAUUCGUGCUUUUACCUUUCUCUUAGAUUAAUAACACAAAAAGUCUUGACAAAUCGAUAGACUUUUACUUCAAAUUAGCCGACGCUAAUCAUCGCGUCCGGGAACGUUACGGAGAAGCAGUGAUUGACAUUCCAGGACACGAAACAGUGCUCAGACCAAGAGAGACCAUACAGAAGUUGUGUGACCAUUUGGGGGUCACGUGCUCUGAUGAUUACCUUGAUAAAUGCAGUAGCAUCAUGUAUGGUGCACCUUCAGUGACCAGAAACAAAGUAGUUUGGACUGAAGAACAGAAGAUGAGAGUAACACAGGCGAUCCAGAUUUAUCCAUUUUUGAAGGAUUAUGCAUUCGACCAGUACCCAGAGUAA